AUGAAAUGUAAAUAUUGUGAUUUAGAAUAUAGUUUAGUAGAAUGUUCAACAUGUAACAUAAAGUUUUGUAAUUCUAGAAGUCUAUCAUCCAUCUCACACAUAAUUUUCCAUUUAGUGAAAACUAAACACAAAUCUAUAAAAAUUGAUAACAAAGAUGUUAUCUGCAUUAAAUGCAAAGAAGAUAAUAUUUUUAAAUUAAGGAAAUACAAUGAGAAUAUUUUCUGUAAAAAAUGCAGUGAUUAUGGUGAUUUAAUAGUAGAUGAAAGGUGUCUUACACUUGUAGAUUCUCCUUGUAUAGAUAAAGGUAAAAAGCUUACUAAACAACAGAUGACAGAAAUAGAAGAACAGUCUUCUGAUUAUUUACCAGUUAUAAAAUCCAGAUUUGAACCAGAAGAAUAUGUAAAUAUUUUUAGUGCAUUAAUUGAUGCAGAAUGUCAAAAAGAGAAAGAAAUUAAAGAGAGCAUGAAACAGUCAAAUGUGGUAGUAAGAUGGGAAAAUAUGAAAUUUGGAUAUUUUUAUUUUCAGAGAUCUGAUGCAGAUUUAAAAAUAAAUAUUGGUGAUGAAAUAAAGUUAACUCAUAAAAGUGGACUAAUUAUUACUGGAUUUAUAAGUAAUGAUAGUUUUACUGAGGAAUUGAAAUUUGAGGUAGAUCACUACGGGGAUUAUCCUAGAAGUGGAUAUACUAUUGAAUACAUCUGGCGUGGUGUGUGUUAUGAAAGAAUGAAAUGGGCAUUGAAUAAAUUGUACAAUAUGUAUUUACGUAAAAAUACAAAUGAAAUGACAUUAUAUGAAUAUUUAAUUAGAGGAGGAAAAGAAUAUGUAAAUAAUAAUAUUGAAUUAGAGACAGUACCUAAUAUGCCAAAACUUAAUAAAUUUCAGGAAAUAUCUGUAAAAGCGGCAUUAAGUAGAAAAGUCACUCUUAUUCAAGGACCCCCUGGCACAGGAAAAACACUCGUAUCCGCUGCAAUAGUUUAUAAUUACAUUAAGAAAUUUAAAGGUAAAGUUUUAGUGGUAGCACCUUCUAAUACCGCCGUAGAUCAAUUGACUCUUAAAGUUCAUAAAACAGGACUAAAGGUUAUAAGAGUAAUGAGUAGAAGAAGGGAAUAUACACAAUCAGAUGUAAAUUUCUUAUCUUUACAUGAAAAUGUUAAAGAUUUACAGACUAUGUGUAACAUGAGUGAUGAAGAAGAUGAAGAAAAUAUAAAAAAACGCCUUUUAAAUCAGGCAGAUGUUAUAACUUGUACUUGUGUGACCGCUGGACAGAAAAUGUUUAAUAAAAUGAAAUUUUCUUGUGUUCUGGUGGAUGAAGCAGUACAAUCUACUGAACCACUAAAUAUUAUACCAUUAGUGUAUGGCUGUACAAAACUUAUAUUAGUAGGAGAUCAUAAACAGUUAGGCCCUACUAUUUUAUGUAAAAAAGUAGCAAAGGCGGGAUUUAAACAAAGUUUAUUUGAAAGAUUAAUUUUAUUAGGAAUUUCUCCUUAUAUUUUAUCUUUACAGUACAGAAUGCAUGCUGAUCUGUGCGAAUGGCCUUCAGAGACUUUUUAUAACGGCGAAUUACAAACCGGUAAUAGACUUUUUUAUAAACUUAAUAUAGGAAUUCCUCAUAAUUUCUUUUAUGCUUGUUACGGUAAAGAAGAGGUCAGUACAAGUGGAACAUCUUUUGUUAAUCCUAUGGAAGCUUUAUAUUGCGAAAGUAUUAUAAGACACCUUUUUAAAUCUGGAAUAACUGAAAAGCAAAUAGGUGUUAUAACACCUUAUGAAGGUCAAAGAUCUCAUAUUCUUAAUAGAAUUUUUGGAUCAGAACCAGGAAAUCUAGAAAUAAGUAAUGUUGAUGGAUUCCAAGGUAGAGAAAAAGAUUAUAUAAUUGUCAGUUUGGUUCGAUCUAAUCUUUAUCAAGGUAUAGGAUUUGUAGGAGAUAAAAGAAGAAUGAAUGUAGCACUUACAAGAGCUAAACAUGGACUUAUUAUCAUUGGCAAUCCGAAUACGAUGAUAAAACAUGAUGCUUGGAAAUCUUUAUUGGAAUUUUAUGAAAAAAAAGGACUUGUUUUAGAAGGACCUUUAGGAGAUUUAAAGAAGGUUUCAUUAACUAAAAAUCGUAAACAUUUCGAUCUAAAAUCUAUUGCAGAAUCUAUAAAAUAA
Molecule: messenger RNA, 2142 nt
Organism: Vairimorpha ceranae
Lineage: Eukaryota; Fungi; Microsporidia; Nosematidae
Product: regulator of nonsense transcripts 1-like isoform 2
Exons: 1
Coding region: 1-2142 (713 amino acids)
Biological process (GO): nuclear-transcribed mRNA catabolic process, nonsense-mediated decay
Cellular component (GO): cytoplasm
Molecular function (GO): zinc ion binding; ATP binding; ATP hydrolysis activity
Source: RefSeq, a predicted model, not a curated record